AAUAUCUAUUGCGGCUCUCUCAGUCUCUCUCAAUAUCUUCACUUUCAAUAUACGACGCAUAUAGACGGUGUCGUACAGAGCGGAAACAGGGUUUUAGAAAUAAAGCCCGGCCCAACUAACAGAACCCAAUUCCCGCCAUUAAUGGGUCUCGCAUCGUGUCUCGAAAGCUCCCGGUUCUUAUUUCUUUCCUGGGGCUGUUCUUCUGUUUGGAGUUUCGCUUUCUAGCAGAAAAAUUGCGGAGAAAUUAGAGAAGAAAGAUGGAGAAGGAUUGCACGCUGUCAACUCCGUCACCAAAACGACAAUCUAUCAAAAUCCAAUCGCAUUUCAAUACUUACCCUCUUUGGAAAGACAAGUUCAGGGAGAAUUGUUUCAAAAGGAUUCGGGAAGACAGGAAUCGCUUGCUUUGGAAAAUGAGGUUGCCCACUACUAAAUCUCUCCCUGAGAAGGAUUUUAUUAAAUCUGCUUUCCAGGACAUAGUUUCUGAGGAGCUGGAAAGGAUGAAACACUCCUCAUUAGAUGAACAUUUGAAAAUCCCAACUUCUGCCCCUGAUGCAAGUGAUAUAUUAUGGGAAUAUGACGGUCUUCAUGAUACUUAUCAAGGGGAAUGUGAAGAGAUAUUGUUAGAAAUGCAACAGAUCUUCUAUGAGAAUAUUAGGGCAGAUUCAACUAGAAAAGAACCUGAAAACUAUAUUGAAACCUGGGAGGAUGAAGAAGAUGAGUACUUGGCUCGUGCUGUUUAUGAGCACAUGCAAUUGAAUGAUAAGCAGAUUUCUGAUUAUGAUGCUAGGUGCACAAGGAAACCUGGUGUCCCAUCUGUAAGCAAGGGCAAUUGCAAGAGAGCCAUCAACUUAUAUACUGCAAUCUUUGUGAACUUAAACUCAGCAAAGGCGAUGAGGUUAAUUUGGACAUCUUGCAGACUCGUCUGGCAGAAGCACACACAGAACAUCUUGAUCGGGGUUGUGUAUCGAAACCCAAGUUUUCUAUGGAAAAUAGAUUUGGUUUAACUGCAUUAUAUAUCUCUUGUGAGGUUUGCAAAAUAUUUGAUAUUGUACUGUAACUUCUUUUUCUUGUUUUCGAGGCUGAAUCAGUUUUGUAUGGCUAGCUGUUAUAGUUCUACAUCAGUUUUUUCAAUCUGUGGAUCAAUGAAAACUUCUAUUUAUACUGGCAAUUUUUUUUUUU
Jatropha curcas is the source of this 1179-nucleotide messenger RNA. RefSeq names its product RPA-interacting protein A. The record is from RefSeq and is a predicted model, not a curated record. Gene Ontology annotation, cellular component: nucleus. NCBI's taxonomy places the organism in Eukaryota, Viridiplantae, Streptophyta, Magnoliopsida, Malpighiales, Euphorbiaceae. Gene Ontology annotation, biological process: protein import into nucleus.